GUUCACGUCACUUAACUGGUCCGGCGAAUAGUGUGUGAAGUCUCUCCUUGGAGACACCAUGACGGUCAUCGAGCCCGAUCCGGUUCUUGAGGAGAAUCCCAUAGCCAACAACGUGAAUGUGGAGGGCUCGGUGGAAGAAAAGGAACGCCUUCUUGAUGGAGGAUUUGUAGUCCUCGGCAGCAACGCCUGUGGUCAUUCCUUCAGAGAGCGAAAGAAGAGCAACAGUGGAAGAGUUCUACCGUGUCAAUCACAUCUACCAAACAUAUGCUAUAUGGAUUUGUCUUAUACAACUUUCUUUCUCACGGUGAUGAUUUCUGUAUAUGCCAAAAGUUCCAUUCGAAGUUGGAUACGUUUUGAACGAUCUAAAUUGUUUAGAUGUCUGCAACGUCAAACCUCCAAAGAUACGGGGUUCCAUUGUUUUUCUUUUGAUGUUGUUGUCACGCAAUUGCUGCGUCUGCGUCGGGCUAUUAUUCGAUCGUAUAUCUUUUGAUGUUCACCUUGUUUUGAAGUUAAUUUUACGUGACUGCGGUUGAUGCCUGCGGCAACGCGAAGAAGAAGAAGAAGAAGAAGGAAGAGUAUGGAAAGCUGCAGAAGGCGGAGAUGAGCAGAUGGGACUGCAUCGAGCUUCUGAAUGAGAUAGUCGACGAGAGCGAUCAGGACCUCGAUGAGCCCCAAAUCGAACACCUUCUCCAAUCCGCCGAAGCCGUUCGCCGAGACUACCCGGAUCAAGAUUGGCUUCACCUCACUGCCCUCAUCCAUGGUAUCUUAAGUAAAUCGAUCAUUUCUUUUCGCGAGACUAAUAAUUAAGAGUUGUAGCUGUUCAAUUACUCAUUCGUUUGUGCUGUGGUAGAUCUUGGAACAGUACUG
Molecule: messenger RNA, 867 nt
Organism: Musa acuminata subsp. malaccensis (wild Malaysian banana)
Lineage: Eukaryota; Viridiplantae; Streptophyta; Magnoliopsida; Zingiberales; Musaceae
Source: RefSeq, a predicted model, not a curated record